AUACUCUCUGUGAUCUCUUUCUUCCUCCCAAAAACAUCCAAAAUACUAGAAACCAAUUACUAAAACUAUGAAUUCUAACAGUGUGCACGUGACAACUUUUAAGUGUGAAAAUUAAGUACUGAACAAGUAAAAUUAAGUUUACAACUCGUUUGGUACUUCUAUUUACCAUUAGACCACACAUAAUAAUCAAUCACUCAUUGUUCACAUAUAUCUCAGCUGUCAUCACAGACAGUGCCGUGUUCAUUCAAACAAACAUGGACAACGAAGAUAAUCAGAAGCUUCACAUCGCCAUGUUCCCGUGGCUAGCCUAUGGCCACAUAACGCCAUUUCUCGAAGUCUCCAAGUUCUUAGCUCAAAAGGGUCACCGAGUCUCCUUCAUCUCCACCCCCAAAAACAUCCAGCGCCUCCUCAAAUCAUCCCUAUCUCCUCUCAUAACUUUCGUCGAGCUUCCUCUGUCCGCCAUUGAAGGCUUGCCACAAUCCACAGAGUCCACCUCCGAGCUACCAAUUCACAAAGUCCCUUACCUCAAAAAAGCCUACGACUUGCUCCAGCCUCCACUCACGCAUUUCCUCCAACACUCGGACGUCAACUGGGUCAUCCAUGACAUCAUUUGCCAUUGGCUACCCCGAGUCGCGACUCAGCUCGGAAUCAACUCGGUUUACUUCAACAUCUCCAAUGCCACUUCAUUGGCUUUCUUUGGCCCUCCCUCUGAGCUACGCGGAGGUCAACGCCAGCGGCCGGAGGAAUUCACGGUUGUGCCGAAAUGGGUUGACUUUCCUUCUAAUGUUGCUUUUAAGCUCCAUGAGAUGGUCAGCCACUGGGACUGCAUGGACGACGAGGUCUCCGAUUUUCAGAGGCUCGCGGAUGCGAUUCAAUAUUGUAACUUGGUGACCAUGAGGAGCUCUCCCGAGUUCGAAUCCGACUCAGUCAGUUUACUCAGGAAACUGUACGGCAAACCCGUUGUUCCACUAGGGUUGUUGCCACCCAGCUCAGUGCCACGUCAGCACGGUGGCGCUGAUGAUCAGGUGGAUGAGAAGUGGGAAGUGUUGAGAGAGUGGCUCGACAAUAAGAAAGAGAAAUCAGUGAUUUACAUCGCACUCGGUACUGAGGUGACUCUGAGUCAAGAGUUGAUGCACGAGUUAGCUCAUGGAAUAGAGAAAUCCGGGUUGCCUUUUAUUUGGGUGGUCAACAAUCGCCCAUUAGUGGAAGGCAUGUUGGGUGCGGAUAUUAUUCCACCCGAGUUUCAAACUCGGGUGGGUGACCGCGGUUUGGUGUGGAGGGGUUGGGCCCCUCAACUUAAGAUACUGGGUCACUCGUCGGUUGGGGGUUUCUUAACUCACUGUGGUUGGAGUUCGGUUAUC
Prunus persica (peach) is the source of this 1361-nucleotide messenger RNA. Its product is annotated as UDP-glycosyltransferase 91C1. NCBI's taxonomy places the organism in Eukaryota, Viridiplantae, Streptophyta, Magnoliopsida, Rosales, Rosaceae. The annotation marks the transcript as partial. The record is from RefSeq and is a predicted model, not a curated record. The transcript has a single exon. Gene Ontology annotation, molecular function: UDP-glycosyltransferase activity.